Molecule: messenger RNA, 1202 nt
Organism: Podarcis raffonei (Aeolian wall lizard)
Lineage: Eukaryota; Metazoa; Chordata; Lepidosauria; Squamata; Lacertidae
Product: thrombin inhibitor hemalin-like
Exons: 7
Coding region: 289-1011 (240 amino acids)
Molecular function (GO): serine-type endopeptidase inhibitor activity
Source: RefSeq, a predicted model, not a curated record
GAAGGAGGAGGCAGCAAAGUAGGCUUGAAUCACCAUCUUAUGGGGACGGAAAUAUUUCUGGCCAUGCCAAGGUUAUGCUGAUUGACUUGAUUAUUCCACUGUGUUCCUAGUUCAGAACAGUUCUUAUUCAAGAACAAGAAGUUACCUUGAUCUUAGCAGAGUCGCUUCAGAGUGUCCCUACCUGCCAAAAAAUUGUUUUUGAUUGCCAUCUAAAUGAACACCUUUCUCUAUUGAACACCAUAUAAAGAGGUUCCUCUUGGCACUGAGCGUCCACAUCUAACAGCCGCUAUGCAGUGCAGUGACACUGCACUCCUUUUCCUCAUCAUGGUAUUAUUUGCACCUUGGUCUAAGUUGCAGGGUUUCUUUGCCUAUACAAAAGAAUCUAUGCCUAGAAAAUGUAGACUCCCUCCAAGACCUGGACGGUGCAAAUUAGAUCUUGAAAAUUAUUACUACGAUUUUAAGGACAGCAUGUGCAAGACGUUCAUUUACGGUGGCUGCGGAGGCAACAGAAAUAACUUUGCAAAUCUCUUUGAUUGCAUUUACGAGUGUGAAAGGUUUGAACUCCUUGUAUCCUGGUCAAGUAUGGGAAUUGAUAUGAAGUGGAGACAAGACCCACCUCAGAAAUGCAAAAAGAGGAAACGUGUAGGAAGAUGCAGAGAGAAAAUUACGCGUUAUUAUUAUGAUGUCAGGAACAAGAGAUGUAUGCCAUUUGUUUAUCGUGGCUGCGGAGGCAAUGAGAACAAUUUUGAGUCUUACUGGGAGUGUUCUGAGAUGUGCGAACCAUUGGGAAGACCUCAAGAUUCUAGAAACCCUGAAGUGAAUCCAGACGCUUUGCUUCCCACAUGCCAACAGCCAUUAGACACAGGGCCAUGCCAUGAAAACUUUCCUCGCUUUUACUAUGAUGCCAAAACCAAGAAGUGUAUACCUUUCCAAUUUGGUGGCUGCAGUGGCAAUAGAAACAACUUUAUGAAUGAAGCAGAAUGCCGUCGGGAGUGUGGAGGCCCUGGUUAACAUUGAAUCCUUGUGCAGAACUGUAUUCAGACUCAUUAACAUAUCAUUUGCUCCUGUGGAAUAAAGGCACCAGAGGAAGCCAGGAAGCCUUUUCCCCCACAGCUUCUUCUAAAGAUGGAUGCCAUUUAUCCUGCUGUAUCAGUCUGCUGGAAUGUCUUUCUUGCUUGCCAAUAAAUUCACCUGUUCUUCCA